AUGAAGGCUGCAAGAAGGCCCCAUGCUGUGCUAACUGCAAGUGUGGACCAGAAUGCCAGUGCGGUCCAGAGUGUGCAUGCACAAAAGGCGGUCAAUGCGAGUGCUGCAAGAAGAAUGGCUGCUGUGGUGAAGGCUGCAAGAAAGCACCAUGCUGUGCUAACUGCAAGUGCGGACCAGAAUGCCAAUGUGGUCCAGAGUGUGCAUGCACAAAGGGCGGUCAAUGCGAAUGCUGCAAGAAGAAUGGCUGCUGUGGUGAAGGCUGCAAGUGCUGCGAAGGAUGCCAGUGCUGCAAGAAGAACUAAAAGUAGAAUACAGAACAUAGUUCUUUUCUUUACAGUUAGUUGA
Messenger RNA from Trichomonas vaginalis G3, 345 nucleotides. RefSeq lists its product as uncharacterized. The transcript has a single exon. NCBI's taxonomy places the organism in Eukaryota, Parabasalia, Trichomonadida, Trichomonadidae. Bases 1 to 345 code for a protein of 114 amino acids. The record is from RefSeq and is a predicted model, not a curated record.